Messenger RNA from Penaeus vannamei (Pacific white shrimp), 5829 nucleotides. Its product is annotated as protein FAM169B. The record is from RefSeq and is a predicted model, not a curated record. Lineage: Eukaryota; Metazoa; Arthropoda; Malacostraca; Decapoda; Penaeidae.
UCGUAGUAAACAAACUCGAUGUAAACAAACGUAAAAUCCCUUGAAUCUCACACAGUUACUCCUUUUCCCCCGCACAAAAUUCCUGGACGCCCCGGAAACAAGGGACACAAGCUAGAAAUAAGGGAAAACGAGGGAAAUAAGUCGUCCAUGAGCCGUGAAGCGUAACCGGGGGGUCAUAAUCAGGGCAGCAUGAAGAAGCGGCGGCGGCGAUCCUCGGGUGCACUGGAGCAGAACAGACUCACCAGACUCACUUACUCACUCGUCUUUUACACUCCUUCCUCCUCUUCCAAGACGUUUGCCGAGGAUUUACAAGCUCCAGAGGGAAGUCGCUUUGAAGGAAUUCCAAGAUGAGUGGACAGUCUCUCACACUUCCUACAGAUGCCGAGAUUCAUGACAGCAUCACCAACAUAGCAAUAUGGCUGGAGACACAUAGUCAUGCAGGGCCACAACAGACACCUGAGGAGAUAACAGCCCUUGACCUGGCAGUAGCUGUACCAGGAGAGUGCUUCUUCCCUGAGCUAUGUGCGGAAAAUGAAGAGGCAUCCCACGAAGAAGAGAAGGGAAUCCUCGUGUACACGGACAGUAGUGAAGAUAAGUACAUAUGGCUCAUGGGCGACUGGCAUCCGUUGGAGAGAGUUCUGAACAUCACAUCCUCGAAGGCAGGAUGGGUGCGGACAACCUGCUUAGGAGAGCGGUUGCUUGUGCUGGUGCUAACGCAGCUAGACUACACAGCACGAGAAGCUGAAGCAGAAGUGCCUUAUGGCUGCUGCCCCUUGAGUGACCCGACAUACCUCCUUUGGCAUGAUCAUAGGCCGUCUGGCAUGUGCUCUAUCAAACGGAAAGGCACAAGCAUAUGGGGUGGAGAGGACGUGUACGCAUGCGACACCCUGGACACCAUGUACGUCCGUGAAUGUGCUCGGAGGCAGGGUCACUCGCUGGAACUUCUGCGCACCUUGACAUCGGAGAUCCCACCUGGCGAGCACCUGGGACUCUCUCAUCCAGUGUCCCUCAGCAUGUGCAAAGUACUGCUGAAGUUCAUCCAGGUGUACCCAGAGCUGCGAGACACAUUAUGGACACUGGAUGAAGAUGGGGAAGUGUCUGGCACAGUGACCCUCAUGUUAGGUUCUCUGAUGAUGCGUGGGGCACUGCAUGGGGCCGGGGCUCUCUCACAGCCCCCUGUACCUAUGGAAGAGGCCCAACAGCCAAUGGAGCAAGCAGACCAACCCAUGGAACAGUCCAACACUCAGCAGGAGCAGCAGCAGGCCUCUCAGCAGAAAUCUGAGGCUGAUCAGCAGCAGGAGUCUGAACCAUGUGAUACAUCUUAGAAGACAGCUGACUCCUGCUUAAAAUGUUGGUGGAAGGUUUUUCAAAAAACAACAUUGGACUAGCUAUUAUUUAUUCAAUUUUAAAAGUUUAGAAGCAAUGAGUUAAAUAUUUAUACAUGAUAGGAUUUAAAAGAUGUUGAAAAUUUUAUAAAAGAGUCUUUCAGAAACAUUCUUAGAGGAAAAUAUAUCAGACUUUUUAUAAUGCAUUUGAGUUCUUUAACACAAUAAGUCAUUUGAAUGAAAGAAAUGUAUGCAUUGGCAAUAGAGAGGAAGAGAAAAAAUGUAUGUUAGUAUACACCAUUCCUUGAUAUCAUUUGCAUGGUAAUAGAAUGUAAUAGUAUGCAUGCAUGAGUUUACACAGAUGGUGUGCAGUGGUGUAGAUGUACACGACAUGAGCUGGCCUAUGGAAAAGCUAAGGUAACUACUUUAUGGACAUUCUCCUUUUAUAAAGUUUAGAAGCAGGAGCCAAAGAAAUUGCUAAUAGGAGUGUUGGUUUGGCAAGAGUGAGUUUAUUCUUGGUUUGGCAUUGUCAUCUUGUUUCAGCUCAGGGUGUCACCUACACCAUUGAACCUAUUUUCUUUUGGGGUCUAAUUGUAUUUAUGUGACUUAGGGAUUUGGAUGGUUUGGGAAGGUUCAGCAAUAAUGUAUAUCAUGAACUAUUUCAUUUAAUUCAUAAAUAUUUUAUUUUUAAAAAGAAGGUUUGGAUUUCACAUCCUCCUAAUUGUGGGGUGAAAUGAAGUCUUUGUAUGUGAGAACGAUGUUCCCAGAAGGCUGCUUAGAGUUACUCAGGGUAGAUAUGGCUGAUAUAGGUCAUGGUACAAAUUGCAAAUUGUCUUUUGUUAUCAUUUCUUCCUUUUUUCACUUCUCUCUGUUUUCACCCUUUUUUCAUUAUAAACAGGGUGGUCAUUCUGACCAUGGUACAAAUUUGCAAUAAAUUGCUUAAUUAUGAAAGUUAAUUGCUUUAUACAUUUGCUUUGUUCAUGUUAAUUAUCUUGUUGUUACUUUUUAAAACAAAUGAUUCUAAAGUUAAUUGCAAUGACAUCAGCUGGUGAUAAAAUGUGUGAUUUUAGGAAAGCUGGGAACAGCAUGGUUGUACUUGAGGAUUAGGGUGAUGGGCAUCUUCUUUAGGUGUUACAAGUCAUAUAUUUAUAGGCAGAAUUGCAUGAUUAUUUAUUAGACUAGGCUGUACGGGAGUAUGGUGUCUCCUGAGGGGGCCGUCAUUGGUGUCUGGCAAGGGUUUUAGAAAGGUAUAUCAAGGUGACUAUAUGAUAUUUGGGGAUUUGGUAACCAGUCUUAUAUCCAUACAUAAUGGAAAGUCCAAGGAGUAUGCAAAUGGUAGUCAUGUUAUUUUGUGGUCAAGAGUGUUAAUGCACCAAAUAUUUUUACUUCAUGGAAUUACUGUUAGUGCCUGAUUUAUAAAGCAGUGAGAUCAUUAUAUUGCAAAAAAAAUGAAGGAUAUAAGGACAUUUUUUUUUUUUUUUAGAUAUUUGGUGUCAGCUAUUUAUUAUUACUUGUUUUUGUCAAGAAAAACAUAUGGGCAAUUAAUAUUAAGGCCAUUAUAUAAUGCAGCCAGGAUAAAGAGAUGGGAAUUUUUAAAGAUAUAACAGAGGGUCAUACUACAUGUCCAUAUUCAAAACAGGUUGAAAACUUCAGUGAAAUAUAGCUUAAUGGUUGUGACUAUUUUUAAGGAUCAUUAAAAAGGCAUAUAUAGAAAAAUAGAAAAAAUAGCAAUUUGUGGGACAUGUAUAGGUGCUAAUUUCCUUUGAAAUGCGGCCUUUAAUCUAGGUGCUGAAAUCUUAAUAAAUCUAUUUCAAUGAGCUUGUGUCCUUCUGCCAUGUGUCAGUCCAACAAAUCUGCAUUUGUUCUUUUAUUUUCAUGUGUUUAUUAAUUCUUUUGUUUUGUUGAACUUAUUUGUUUAUUUCUAUUCCAUUAUUUUUGUUGUUGUUGCGGAUAUGCCUGAACCCACUCUGAAUUUUUUUUAAAUUUUUAGCCUAAAUUUUUAUAUAAAUGAAGUAAUGAUCCACUUUUCUUAACAGAUCAAGAAGAAGAUAUAUGAAUGUAUACUUAUGCAGAUUUAUUGAGAUGUACAACCCAGAAGAUUAGUUAGCAUUUUUGUUAAGUGCUCCAACACUUGCGUUUCAGUACGUCUGAACCGAGUUAGCAGCACAGUAGAUUGUUGAAGAAAAGCUCCUGUAGUUUGGGCAUGAUGUAGACUGGUUAGAUGCAGUUUAUAUAUUGGGUUUAUAUGUGUGAUUUAGAUUUGUAGUUAUUGUAGUACCAUUCACUUCAUUGUGAUAAUGGGAAAAAAAACAUUAAUUUAUUGAGAUGAGAGCAACGUACUGUAUACUUUUGUUUCAGCUGGUCAAUAUAUUGUUUUAGAUAUGAAUAUUUGAUAAUGGUGUAAUGGUAGAAUUCAAACCACAAUGUGAAAGGCAUGGGAACUGUAUCAGUUCUUGGAUUAAGAAAUGAAAUACUUGGAAGGUUUGACUGUUAUAUGAUUAUUGUCUUCCAUAAUUGGCUUCUGUUUGGCUCUUGCAUGUUAGUAUGUAAUGGAGAAUUCUACUAUGUUAUCCCAUUUAGAUUUUAGAUAUUUAGAGGUUUAUAUUAUUUAUAGUAAUUAUGAAAGCAAAGCAUGUAUUGUUAUUGCAUAACUAAACAAACAAGCUGUCUGAAGAGGAAAAAAUUUAUUUAGUUUUUAGUAGCACUGAAAAUCAUCAGGUGCAUUUGCUGUUACAAUUUAAAAUUCAUAGGAGCAUAAAUGUGUAAAUUUGAUUUUAAAUGAAUCAUUGGAAGGACAGAGAAGCCUCACAUUGACAGGUCAAACGUUAAAAAGAAAUCAGUAACACAUUAGUGAACAGAAGAACAAUCAGCUAUUAAAUAAUGCUAACUGUCAUGGUUCCUAUUUUGUGUACUUCUGUAUCAGCAUCAUUAUUCAUGAAGAAGGUCACUGGAAUGUCUAAUAGCCAGUUUAUAUGAGAAUAUACAAAUAAUAACUAAAAGACUAAAGGAAUUUAUUGUAUUUAUUUGGAACAGCUGAAGUGGUCUCAUUACCAUCCAGUUUGCCUGUAUUGUGAUACCAAAACUUCAGGCAGUGUUUGGUUGAAUAAAAAGAAACGAAAGAACAAAAAAAAAAAUAAUAAUAAUGUAAUAUUUGCACAAUUUUCAGUAACAAGCCAAUGUCAGUUGUAAAAAGAGCCAAUAUUAGUGUGUUGUCACAAAAGUAUGAUUAAGACAUACCUUGUUGCUGUGUUCGACCACUUAUCAGGCCAAGGAUCAUAAGUGGUUAGAGUAUAGGCCUAAUUCAAGCACAUGUUAACAACCUUAUUUGAUGCAAGAUGUUUUUUCAAAUGGUUGUUAAAUAUCAAAACUGUGCCGAGAUGGUGACAAUCAUAUUGUAAAGAUUAUCAUGUGUUGUUAUUUAUUUGUCUGUAGGGGUGUUUAUCUUGGGUUUGUAACCUGUAGGUUCUUAUUUCAGAAAUGAUUAACUUUGUUAAGAGUUAUCUUCAUUUGUGGCAACUAGAAAUAAACAAGAAAUGAAAAUUAAAAGGUAUUGCUAAAAAUGGUUUCCAAGAUUGGCCCCCUUUCUAGCAUUACCAAUAUGUUAGAUUGGUGAAUUUACUGUUUCACUGAAAAUGUAAAAUUAUAUACUUCAAGCUGAGAUAUCUAGUUACAUAGACAUAUCCCGAAAAAUGAUCUUGUUAAUGGUAAAGUAGAAGAAAAGUGCAGAAAAAAGUAAGGUUCAGCAUCUUAUUUGCAAGCCAUGAGUGAACUUUCUUCCUCUUUCUUUCUUUCUAUCUCUCUCCAUCCCUUCUUUCUUCUAGCCUGCUAUACCACCUUCCCUUGCCAUUCUUCUUUUUCUACCCAUUCUCGCUUUUGAUUUCUCAAUAUGGCAAAAAUUAUCAGGACUUGAUUUCAAAGAAAAAGAAAAGUUUAAAUAGGAGAUCAAUUUGAUCCACAAAUGGGUGUUUCCUCCAUGAGUUCCACAGGUUCUUUUGAUGAUGCAAUACAGUACAUUACCGUCAUUGAAACUCAUUUUCCCUCUUGGGUGCCAAUAUCAGUUACAGGUACGUUAUUUUAUUUAAAAGUCUGCCAUAUUUUAUUUUUAUCUGAUCAGUCUCUUUUUAUGUGACAAGUAGGAUAAAUUGCAAGUAGUUAUAAUUUUGCUUAUACAUUUUUUACUGCUUGAUCUUACUUGCACUUCUCAAACGAAGUGAUUUUACCCGAUGCUGCUUAUACGUUUAUAUAUAUAUAUACAUAUCGUUGAGGUUUUUAAUAGUGACUUGAAAAAUGGCUUCUUAAUUGUGUUGGUAAAUUUCAAUGCAGGCUUUUUUUUUUCUUUUUCUUUUUCCUUUUUUUAUUAUUAUUGUUUUUUUUUGUAGUUAGAAAGUUAGGUUUACUUUUCCGUCUUGCUGGAAGUUGUUCCACAAGUGCGGUGACUUUGCUUUGCGAAUAUUUACUUUGUAAGCUGAAUUAUUGAGUUACCAAUACAUGAUAUGAAACAUAA